Molecule: messenger RNA, 1189 nt
Organism: Cokeromyces recurvatus
Lineage: Eukaryota; Fungi; Mucoromycota; Mucoromycetes; Mucorales; Mucoraceae
Exons: 1
Coding region: 88-1107 (339 amino acids)
Biological process (GO): sexual reproduction
Cellular component (GO): nucleus; Ste12p-Dig1p-Dig2p complex; Tec1p-Ste12p-Dig1p complex
Molecular function (GO): DNA-binding transcription factor activity
Source: RefSeq, a predicted model, not a curated record
UUUUUUUUUUUCUUUGUUUUCUGUUUAUUUUUUUUUAACUUUUUAUUUAUAAUAAAUAAAGACUUUUUCUUAUUUAUUCACUCUAUUAUGAUGUCGAAUUAUGAACAAUCGAAUACACCUUUAAUGAAUGAAAAGUUACCUGGAAUUGAUAAGCUGCCAAAAAUAGAAGAAAAUAAUAAUAUUAUAAUCGAGAAUAAUUCUACUUAUUUACCUCCUCCCUGUGCUGGUAAUACAUUGAAUCCAGGAUUGAUGUAUCCUCAUCAUAUAUCACCUCCUCUCACUCCAGCUGUUUCACCUUCCUCUGUAUUAUAUGAUUCAUUACAAUUCAAGCGUAAAUUUUCUGUCGAUGUUGGCCCUUUUAGUUUUGGAACUUCUUCAAUGGAUCAAGAUGCUUAUCGAAGAAGUUCAUGUUCUGCUAUAUCCAUGGAAGGUAUUCAAAAUAAUACACAACGUUGUCAUGAGGAUCAAGCUGAUUAUAGCUUUUUGAACUCAAAUAAUGAUAUUCAACAAACAAUGACAGUUCAUCAGCAAUUGAAGACACCUUCUUCUUCUUCUUCUACUACUACUACUACUACACGUCGUGGUCAUCAUUUAACUGCUGGACCUAUUACAAAACAUAAACAUGUUUGCAAGUAUCCUUAUUGUAAAUGGAGUUUUAAACGCUAUGAACACUUGAAGCGUCAUAUGUUGGUUCAUACUGGUAAACGUCCUCACGUUUGCACUUAUCCUAAUUGUGGUAAAAGUUUUAGUCGUUCUGAUAAUUUUCAUGCUCAUUAUCGCACACAUACGAGAAAAGAAAAUAUGGCCUAUCAGACGAAAAGAUCAACAAAGGCAGCAAAGACGACUAAUACUAUUACUACAUCCAUGGUGACUCCUGAUGAUGAUACUACUACUACUACUACUACUACUACUACAUCACCAUCAUCUAUCCCUAAUGUGACUACUCAACAUGUAUUUGAUGAUAGAGCUAAUCCAUUCUUUAUUAAACAAGAGCCUCAGUCAUUUGAUAUGUCUUCUUAUCAAGACAUGUAUCAUCAUCAUCAUCAUCGUCCCUCUUAUCCUUCUGAGGUAAUCCUAUAUAUGUACAUGCAUUUUCAUGUUUUAUAGGGUCAAAUAAUCUAAUCACUUUUAUAUAUGUAUACAGGAAACAAAUGGGUUUGAGCACCACCAGUAUAUGCGUCAUUUUAAU